This is a messenger RNA of Sphaeramia orbicularis (orbiculate cardinalfish), 2970 nucleotides long. It is a transcript of the gene nxpe3, whose product is annotated as neurexophilin and PC-esterase domain family, member 3. The record is from RefSeq and is a predicted model, not a curated record. The transcript is spliced from 6 exons. Bases 164 to 2020 code for a protein of 618 amino acids. NCBI's taxonomy places the organism in Eukaryota, Metazoa, Chordata, Actinopteri, Kurtiformes, Apogonidae.
UAAAACUCACCCUAUACGGUAACGUUUUCCAACCGCGGCGUGUGUCUGUAUCGUUAUUAAAUGUGCAUGAUUGUCGUCCAUAUUGAAUUUAAUCCUUUAAUCCGUUCUUUGUUGUUCUGUCGUCUCGUGAUAGAGAAGCAGCUGACCGUUAGAAGAAGAAAAGAUGACCGUAGACGUACGUUCAAAGAUGGAAGGUCAUCCGGUGAUGAGAAUAAAGUGCUGCUUUCAUCAUGUGGUGAUGGCCGGGGGUAAAAUGGUGCCUGAUCAUGAGCGACAGAAGGUCAUCAUGUGCCGAAAUCUGUCUAAAUAUGCACUCAUCUUCCUCUUCUUAGCUCUGUCUGGCCUCAUCUUUCUCCUACGCAACAUCCAGUCUGUGGAGAACUGGAACUGCCACACAAUUUCUGCACUGUAUCAGCUCCAGAGCAGAAUCCAAUCAUCUGUCAUCCCAGUGGGACUCCCGACUUACUAUCACAACCGUACUUUCUGUUCCCAUUUGGGUCAGAAACCUUCCCCUGAAGAUGAACUGGAAGAGCGCUACCUGUUGGACUCCAUCGCCUGGCCCGAGCCUACACUCCAGUCGACAUCAGUGUCUAUGCGUCAGAGCAGUGACCCCGUACACAGCCUGUUUGCAAUCCUUCCCUCUAAAGGAAGAAGGGAGUGGCAUGUGGGCGACCAGUUAGAGGUUCUGGUCCAAAUGCACGACUUCCAGGGUCGUCCCAAACGCUAUGGUGGGGAUUUCCUUUUGGCAAGACUGCAUUCUCCAGAUCGUGGUGCUGGUGUAGCAGGUACAGUACAGGACCACAAGAAUGGAUUUUACUCUGCUCUGUUUCCGCUCCUGUGGACGGGGUCAGCGCAGGUUGAGAUCACGUUAGUGCACUCAAGCGAGGCAGUGGCAGUGCUGCGACGACUGAGGGAGGAGAGGCCCGAUCGGGUGUUUUUUAAAAGCCUUUUCCGGCUCGGAUUCCUGUCUGAAACUACUGUGUGUAAUAUGUGCCUGCCUCCUGAUCAGCAGCCUCUGUGCAACUACACAGACCUUUACACGGGUGAGCCCUGGUACUGUUACAAGCCCAAGAUGCUCAGCUGUGAAACCAGAAUCAACCACGCCAAGGGGGGCUACCUGAAACACCUCCUCACCAAUAAAGAAGCACUGCUCUUCCAGAGUGGUGUAAACAUCAAAGUUCACAUCCAUGCGUCAGGGCCGGACAGAAUCAAUGUGCUGCCUCCCACUAAAGAUAAAACAGAGGUUGACGGUGGCACGAUAAAACCAGAAUCUUUUAAGAUAGAAGCCUCUGGAUAUUACUACAGGGACUCGUGGAGGCCGUUGGACGGUGUUAAAAUGCGCCAGUUCAACGAGUCGUCUGCCGUCACUCAGUGUUUGAGGAACAAGGUGAUCUACAUGUACGGAGACUCUACUGUCCGGCAGUGGUUUGAGUACCUCAUUACUUUUGUACCAGAACUGAAAGAGUUCAACCUGCACAGUCCAAAAAAUGUCGGGCCUUUCAUGGCAGUGGACAGCACCCAUAAUAUUCUGGUGAAGUACCGCUGCCACGGUCCUCCCAUCCGCUUCACCACAGUCACGUCCAGUGAGUUGCGGUACAUUUCCAAUGAGCUAGACGGCCUCGCUGGGGGCCCCAACACGGUGGUGGUCCUCAGCAUCUGGGCCCACUUCAGCACCUUUCCUGUGGAGGUGUAUAUACGACGGCUUCGACACAUUCGCCGGGCUGUGCUGCGACUUUUGGACCGAGCUCCGGGGACACUGGUCGUGCUUCGCUCAGCCAACCUCCAAGCCCUGGACCAGGAGGUGAGUCUGUACAACAGUGACUGGUACUCGCUGCAGCUGGACGCUGUGCUCAGAGCCAUGUUUAAGGGACUCAAUGUUCUGCUGGUGGACGCAUGGCAGAUGACUGUAGCCCACCACCUUCCUCACGCGCUGCACCCACCUCCAAUCAUCGUCAAGAACAUGAUAAACAUGCUUUUAUCUUACGUUUGCCCUGAAAAGAAGAAGACUCAGCAUACAUAGAAAAAUCCUGAUCGUGGAGCAGUUUACAUAUGAAUCCAUUUGUAGUAAUGUGAAACUUUUUAUGCCUCUGCGCUGGUAAUACCUAGAUCCCAAGGCGUUAUGUCAUCUGAUUCUCGUGAACGUGAUAUCUCAGGAACAGUUUGAUGGAAUUCCUUCAGAUUUGGCACAAACGUUCACUUGGACCUGAGGAUGAAGUGUUUACAGAGUUUGGUGGUCAGUGAUCAAGGUCACUGUUUUUUGACAUAACUUGAAGGAUUCAGAUGCUAAUGAUGACAAAGCGUUUCAUAAAUGUGCAAUAGAAUGAGAGGAGAGUGUAAUGAUAUGUUAUCUCCAGAGUUUUAAGGCCAUUAUUGUACAGUCUGUGAGAGCAGAUCAUCAUGUUUCUCACUGGAAUCAUACACAUCAGUGAAAUGAGAAUUUACAUUUCACCAUAAAAUACACAUAUUACCUUCAGUUACUGUCUUUACUACAUGUAUGAGCCUGGAGGUAAACAACCAUGAGAUGAUAAUUCUAGUUGUUCUGCUCCUUAAUGAAAUGAGUCUCCAAAGCUACAUCCCCUUUAGAUACUGUUUUAUUGAAUGAAUUUGCCAAAUUAAUCAUUUUGUGGUUAUCUAUCUGCUGUGUUGCAUUUUGAAUCCCACAAAAGAAAUUUUAUCUUGGAAAUGCCAAAGAAACUGGCAGAGUGAUUAUUACCACUCAUCUGAUUUCGUUGCCAAAGUAUUUUAUCUUUGGUUGUUAUUUAAUCAUUAGUACUUGCAGUUUAUUGAUUUUUGCCAAAGCUAAAAGAGACUUUGUGUGACUUUUUAUCUUGUUUUUCCCAGACUGAAUAUUUAAAAUUUGUUUUUAUAUUUCAAGCCAUUUUACAACAAUGUACCUUUGUAUCUUAUUUGAAUCUGUGUUUUUUAUCUGCUUUGCAAAUGAAAUUACCAUUAAAAAGUUUGAAAAAGCAA